GAGGACAGUACCGGUGCUCACCUUCAGCAGUGAGGUGAUGGUGUCUGACAGCAGCGCAGUGUGUCUGUUCUGCUUCUCUGUCUGUGUUUAGAGGAGAAACAGAGUUCAGACAUGAAUCCAUCAUCUUCCUCAGACCACAGAGGAUCAGAAUCACCCGGAGAGACCCCCGUGUUCCUCUCAGAGCGAGAACCGGGCUCUACUGGAGCUCAGCGUCUUCCGUGUAGUGUCGAAUGGAGGACAUACACACCCACAGAGGAGGAGAAUAAGAUCUUCAGGGAGUGCGGUUCAGAGAGCUUCUUUAGUAGAUGUUUGCCCAUGGCAUUAUUAGGCCUGAUUAUCAUACCGAUCAUCUUCCCCAAAGGAUCCCGGUUUGCAUCCUCACGAGUUGGAUUAGUGCCAGAAAUAAUGCUUUUUGGUGCAGUGAGCUACAUUGUGGGACAGUACUCCUACUUGAAUGCCUGUAAGGAGAAGUUUAUGAAUUUGAGGGAUUCACCGAUUGGAAAAUCUUUAAGGCAGCCGCAUACCUUUUUACUUAGUCAGUCGGUGCUGAAUAAGAAUGAGCCCCAGCCUGAGAGUGUGUUCCAGUCCAACACUCGGACAAAAAGCCAGAAUACACAAUCCUCAGACCGCCCUCCCUCAAAGGUGAAGAAGAACAAGUAUGGAGAUUCAUGGGAGGAGUGAACAGAGAUCUACAGUCAGUACAGAGUGUUAAUGCUGUUACUGAACGACAAAAGUAUCGGGACAUGUUCUAAUUUCUUGCUUCUGUUUAAAUCAAGGCUUUUAAAAAGAGUUCAUCCUGAUCUUGCUUUUGAUAAAGCAACUGUCUCUACUGUCCAGAAAUCCCAAGGCUUUCUACUACAUUUUGAAGUGUCACUGUUAUGUCCUGGAUGUAUCACCAAGGAAUACACAAGCUGUGUGUGCAUUUACACAUCUAUAUUAGCAAUGGGUGCAACUUUUAAGUAGCUGAAGGAAUUCAUUGGAAGGGGGUUGGAUUUUGAGUGUGUGUGUGUAGCCUUUUUUGGAUCUGUGUUUCUGAGUUCAAAAUAAAAGUUGGUUAA
Molecule: messenger RNA, 1058 nt
Organism: Astyanax mexicanus (Mexican tetra)
Lineage: Eukaryota; Metazoa; Chordata; Actinopteri; Characiformes; Acestrorhamphidae
Product: OCIA domain-containing protein 1
Exons: 7
Coding region: 112-681 (189 amino acids)
Cellular component (GO): endosome
Source: RefSeq, a predicted model, not a curated record